UCCCGUCCUGCUGUUUGCCUGCAGCAAGAUGGCGGCGGUCUCAAUGUCAGUGGCGCUGAGGCAGGCGUUGUUGGGGAGAAGGGCAGCGGCUACAGCUGCUAUUUCCGUUUCCAGGGUUCCAACCAGGUUGUUGAGCACAUCCACCUGGAGGUUGGCACAGGAUCAGACUCGAGAUACUCAACUUAUAACAGUUGAUGAAAAAUUGGAUAUCACUACAUUAACUGGUGUUCCAGAAGAGCAUAUCAAAACUAGAAAAGUCAGGAUCUUUGUUCCUGCUCGAAAUAACAUGCAGUCUGGAGUAAACAACACAAAGAAAUGGAGGAUGGAGUUUGAUACCAGGGAACGAUGGGAAAAUCCUUUGAUGGGGUGGGCAUCAACGGCUGAUCCUUUGUCCAAUAUGGUUCUAACCUUCAGUAGUAAAGAAGAUGCAGCUGCCUUUGCUGAAAAAAAUGGGUGGAGCUAUGACAUUGAAGAGAGGAAAGUUCCGAAACCCAAGUCCAAGUCUUAUGGUGCAAACUUUUCUUGGAACAAAAGAACAAGAGUAUCCACAAAAUAGAUUGGCACCAACUGUAUCUCUGCUUGACUGUGAAUAAAGUCAGCUGUGCAGUAUUUAUAGCCCAUGUAUACAUCUCUUAAUCGCCUAAUAAAUUUGACCUUUAAAUUACA
Sciurus carolinensis (gray squirrel) is the source of this 666-nucleotide messenger RNA. It is a transcript of the gene Ndufs4, whose product is annotated as NADH:ubiquinone oxidoreductase subunit S4. The coding region runs from base 29 to 556 and encodes 175 amino acids. The transcript has 5 exons. NCBI's taxonomy places the organism in Eukaryota, Metazoa, Chordata, Mammalia, Rodentia, Sciuridae. The record is from RefSeq and is a predicted model, not a curated record. Gene Ontology annotation, biological process: electron transport chain.